CUCUUAAUCCCCAAAAAAACCCUAUCUUCUCCAAUCUUGGUUCUCUUGAUCAAAAUCCCACCCUUCUUUUCACUCCACUCAAAUCCAUCAUCUGGGUAUUCAAUUUCAGUCAAAAUCCUCAUCUGGGUAUUCAAUUCUCUCGAUCAAGAAUUGGGGAUUAUUAUUCGAAAAGGGCUUAUAAUAAUAAAUCCAUGGCGGCUCUGGCACCUGGAAUUCUGCUGAAGCUCGUCAACUCCAUGAACACGGGCCUUAAGCCCACCGGCGAGCACCGGAGCUCGCUUCUUCAGGUCACCGACAUAGUCCCGGCCGACCUGGACGAGAAGAGCCUCUGGCCCACACAAGGGUUCUACAUCAAGGUCUCCGACUCUUCCCACUCCAUCUACGUCAGCCUCCCGUCGGAACAAGACGACAUCGUUUUGAGCAACAAGAUGCAGCUGGGUCAGUUUAUAUAUGUGGACAGACUGGAGCCCGGGUCGCCGGUUCCGGUGGUCAAAGGAGCCAAGCCGCUCCCGGGCCGGCACCCUCUGAUGGGGACUCCGGAGCCGUUGAUGGGUCUGAGACAGAAGGGAGGAGACAAAACAGAGCAGAUGUCGAAUUCGAAGCCGACUAGAAGAGGGUCUUGGGAUUUGAAUGGGGGUGAUGUGGUUUCGUCUCCAAUGGUGUUGAAGAAUUUGGAUUUUGAUCAGUGUUAUAGUACUCCGGUGAAGGACCGGCCGGUGAGGAAUGCGGCGAUGUCUCCGAUGAUCAGGGGAAGAGUUGCAAGUGGUGGAGUUCGGUGCUCGUUUGGUGGUGGAGUUUUGGGGGGGAAGAUGGGGGAUGUAAAGGGAGAGAGUCCAUUGCUGAGGAAGAGCUGUGUGACUCCCUCAAUGUCGAAGUUUCCGAGGAGCAAAAGCGUGUCUGAUCGAGAGCCGAGGAUUCCGAUUAGUCCCUUCAACCAAGCUGAGAAGAAAAGCUCAACUCCACCACCGCGUUUGCGAAAUGCAAGAGUGACAACGUCUCUCAAUGUGGCUGGAGAUGCACAAACCCCACAAAAGACCUCCAAUUCAAAGCCGCAGUCUGCUAAUGCGUCGAAUGACGGCAACAGCAACAGUACUAGUCUCUGUCUUUCUAUGAACUUACCAGGAAAACUCAGCACGCUUGGAAAAGAAGCUGUGCAGCAGCGAGAGACGGCUCAAAAGAUUGCUCUCAAUGCAUUGAGAGAUGCUUCGGCUACUGAGGCCUUAGUCCGAUCACUCAAGACGUUUUCAAACUUGUGCAAAGCAGCUAAAGCAGAUGCCCCAGCAGCCUGCUUUGAUCAAUUUCUCGAAUUCCAUCAGCAGGUUGUCCAAGCAGUGGCGGAAAUGGUCUCAGUUCAAGCAGCUACUUCAGCUGCUCAAACACCAAAUGCCAAGCAGCAGAGAGACAAAGAAGAAGAAGAAGAUGCAGUGUUAAACGAAAUGGUUCACAACUCCAUGAACUCGAAAUUGAGCUUAUCGAAAAGAAGGUGCGCUUUGUACAAGUCAGUUGCAACCAUUCCCGAAAGAGGUGAGCAGAAGACAAGUUUCGAGAAACAGCUGAGAGCCUCUAGUAAUCAGAAGGAAAGGAAAACACCAUCCACUCCCCUUGGAAAGCUGAAUCUUGAAACCAUUGGCGAGAAUGAUGAGAACAAGAAACCACCAGCUGUUUCUUUGAACUCUUGCAGCUUAACCAGUACAAUCAAAUUGGGGAAGCAGAUUGAAACAGAAGCUGGGAACUGGUUUAUGGAAUUCUUGGAGAAGACUUUGGAGAAAGGCAUGAAGAAAACAAAAGGCACAACAACGGAUGGGGAUGCGCGAAAAGUACCCCAGUCUUUGAUACUUAGAGUGAUUAAUUGGGUGGAAAUACAACAAUGUGAUAGCAGUAAGCGACCAGUACAUCCCAAGGCAGCACAAGUAGCCAGAAAGUUGAGGAUCAAGAUGAAGAAUCCUUGAACUUAAUGCGGCACUGAUUAUGUUACCACUAUUUUUUGUGUGUGGAGAUUCUGUUGCAUGCUUUUGUUGAAUCUCUAGCUUAUUCUCUUAGCAGCAUGUAUUAGUGGUAGAGUGAUUCUCUUAUGACCAUGUAUUAGUGUUAGAGUGAGCUGUGUACUGUUAAUUUGUUCUAGCACUACUCAUUUAUUGAUUCAUCUCCAUUAUACA
Molecule: messenger RNA, 2156 nt
Organism: Rosa rugosa (rugosa rose)
Lineage: Eukaryota; Viridiplantae; Streptophyta; Magnoliopsida; Rosales; Rosaceae
Exons: 4
Coding region: 192-1949 (585 amino acids)
Source: RefSeq, a predicted model, not a curated record